UUGGCAAAAAGCAAGUAUAAGUUUCAACAUGAAGGUUCUCAUUGUUUGUUUCGCCCUAACGGCAGUGGUAAGCGUCGGUGCUUUUGACCUAUACCCACUUAUUCGACCACAAUUCAGUUCUGGUGAUAUUAUUUCGGGAACCGCAGCUGAACCCGGUGAAGCUCCGUUCAUAGUUUCGUUGAAAUCUUCAUCUCACUUCUGUGCCGGAAGUAUCAUCGAUGAACACUGGAUCCUUACUGCCGCUCAUUGCCUCGUCUACAACAAGUUCAAAGUCGUUGCUGGCUUGCACAAGAGGAGCGACGAAUCCCAAGUUCAAAUUCGUUCGGUUUCACUGAAGAACAACAGCAUUCAGCAUGAACUCUACAGCGGCGGAGUUGGGCCCAACGAUAUUGGUUUAAUUUACCUCGACGAACCACUGGACUUGUCGGAAAUCAGUCGCUCCACCGGAAAACCUCUUGUCAGCAAGGUUCAACUUCCAUCAAGGCAGUUCAGCCAACUCGGGGAUGGAGUUCUAUUCGGAUGGGGUAUUGACAAUUCAAACAACAUCCCUAACACCCUUCAGAAACUCGAAACUCAAAUCAUUGGAUAUGAUCGUUGUAAGCGUCUUCUUCCUAUGAGUGCUCCACUUGACCCAGUUAACAUCUGCUCACACAACGAAGGAACAAUUGCAUCGGCUUGCAAUGGUGAUUCAGGCGGUCCAUUGGUAAAGUUCAACGGCAAAGUUGUGGAACAAAUCGGAAUCGUUUCGUGGGGUUACACACCCUGCACAUCAACCAGAUACCCCUCCGUCUAUACCCACACCGAUGCAUUUUUGUCCUGGAUUUCACAGAGCAUCGAGGGCUUUGUCCCUGCCAAUAAGCAGUAACUAGUAUAUUCAUAAAAGAUUUUAUUACAAUGAAAUAAAGAUUUUGUAAUAAACGCAAAAGGAUCUUUUUUAA
Messenger RNA from Eupeodes corollae, 938 nucleotides. Its product is annotated as lectizyme. The record is from RefSeq and is a predicted model, not a curated record. Gene Ontology annotation, biological process: proteolysis. Gene Ontology annotation, molecular function: serine-type endopeptidase activity. NCBI's taxonomy places the organism in Eukaryota, Metazoa, Arthropoda, Insecta, Diptera, Syrphidae. The coding region runs from base 29 to 865 and encodes 278 amino acids. The transcript has a single exon.